CUUCCGAGUCGGGAUCCGCGCCGCCUUUUCCCGCGGCCCGCACGGGGCCCAGCUGACGGGCCGCGUUGUUUACGGGCCGAGCAGCCCUCGCUCCCGCCGCCCGCCAGGCCAGGUGCCCGCCCGCCUGGCCGCACGUCCGUUUAUCCGCGCGUCCGUGUGUUCGCCCGUCCGACGCCCGCGGCCCCCGAGCGCUCGGGGCCGAGAGCCGGGAGACAGGGGCUCAGCGCGGGGCUCCGGGCCCUGCUGAGAUCGCGGGACGGGGCCCGGGCCUCAGUGGCUCGGAGUCGGGGCCGCCUCCCCGCGGCCGCGCCGCCCGAUCUGUAGCGGCCGAGGCCGCGCGCCCCUCCCGAGGCUGCUCCAAGGGCUCUCCCGGGCGGAGGCUGCGGCCCGCGGGCCGCCGGCGUGGACGAGAAGGACGCGCGGCCCCCAGCGCCUCCCGGGCGGCCGCCGUGGAGCAUGUCCCCAGCGGGCCGGCGCCGCGCGCUCUGAUCCUCCGGGGCCCCGCGCUCCCGCAGCCAUGGGCGCCGGGGGCGGGCGGGGGGCGGCGGCCGUGCCGCUGCUGGUGGCCGUUGCCGCGCUGCUGGUGGGCGCCGCGGGCCACCUGUACCCUGGAGAGGUGUGCCCCGGCAUGGACAUCCGGAACAACCUCACCCGGCUGCACGAGCUGGCCAACUGCUCCGUCAUCGAAGGACAUCUGCAGAUACUGCUGAUGUUCAAAACGAGGCCUGAGGAUUUCCGAGACCUCAGUUUCCCCAAACUCAUCAUGAUCACCGAUUACUUGCUGCUCUUCCGGGUCUACGGGCUGGAGAGCCUGAAGGACCUGUUCCCCAACCUCACGGUCAUCCGGGGCUCCCGCCUCUUCUUCAACUACGCGCUGGUCAUCUUCGAGAUGGUUCAUCUGAAGGAGCUUGGCCUCUACAAUUUGAUGAACAUUACGCGGGGCUCGGUCCGCAUCGAGAAGAACAAUGAGCUCUGCUACCUGGCCACCAUCGACUGGUCGCGCAUCCUGGACUCCGUGGAGGAUAAUUACAUCGUGCUGAACAAAGAUGACAACGAGGAAUGUGGGGACAUUUGUCCAGGCACUGCCAAGGGCAAAACCAACUGCCCUGCCACCGUCAUCAACGGGCAAUUUGUCGAGCGGUGUUGGACGCACAGCCACUGUCAGAAAGUUUGUCCGACCAUCUGCAAGUCGCACGGCUGCACCGCGGAGGGCCUCUGCUGCCACAGCGAGUGCUUGGGUAACUGCUCCGAGCCCGACGACCCCGCCAAGUGCGUGGCCUGCCGCAACUUCUACCUGGACGGCCGCUGCGUGGAGACCUGCCCGCCCCCCUACUACCACUUCCAAGACUGGCGCUGCGUGAACUUCAGCUUCUGCCAGGAUCUGCACAACAAAUGCAAGAACUCUCGGAGGCAGGGCUGCCACCAGUACGUCAUUCACAACAACAAGUGCAUCCCCGAGUGUCCCUCUGGGUACACGAUGAAUUCCAGCAACUUGAUGUGCACUCCGUGCCUGGGCCCCUGUCCCAAGGUCUGCCACCUCCUGGAAGGCGAGAAGACCAUCGACUCGGUGACGUCCGCCCAGGAGCUCCGAGGCUGCACCAUUGUCAACGGGAGCUUAAUCAUCAACAUUCGAGGGGGCAACAAUCUGGCAGCUGAGCUGGAGGCCAACCUUGGACUCAUUGAAGAAAUUUCAGGGUACCUGAAAAUCCGCCGGUCCUACGCCCUCGUGUCACUUUCCUUCUUCCGGAAGUUACGUCUGAUUCGAGGAGAGACCUUGGAGAUUGGGAACUACUCCUUCUACGCCUUGGACAACCAGAACCUAAGGCAGCUGUGGGACUGGAGCAAACACAACCUCAGCAUCACGCAGGGGAAGCUGUUCUUCCACUAUAACCCCAAGCUCUGCUUGUCGGAAAUUCACAAGAUGGAGGAAGUUUCAGGAACCAAGGGGCGCCAGGAGAGAAACGACAUUGCCCUGAAGACCAAUGGGGACCAGGCGUCCUGUGAAAACGAAUUACUUAAAUUCUCUUACAUUCGGACAUCUCAUGACAAGAUCUUGCUGAAAUGGGAGCCCUAUUGGCCCCCUGACUUCCGUGAUCUCUUGGGGUUCAUGCUUUUCUACAAAGAGGCCCCUUAUCAGAACGUGACGGAGUUCGAUGGACAGGAUGCGUGUGGCUCCAACAGCUGGACGGUGGUGGACAUUGACCCGCCGAUGAGGUCCAAUGACCCCAAGUCACAGAACCACCCCGGGUGGCUGAUGCGGGGUCUCAAGCCCUGGACCCAGUACGCCAUCUUUGUCAAGACCUUGGUCACCUUUUCUGACGAACGCCGCACGUACGGGGCCAAGAGUGACAUCAUCUAUGUCCAGACAGAUGCCACUAAUCCUUCCGUCCCGCUGGAUCCCAUCUCGGUUUCUAAUUCCUCGUCCCAGAUUAUUCUGAAGUGGAAGCCUCCCUCUGACCCCAACGGCAACAUCACACACUACCUGGUUUUCUGGGAGAGGCAGGCGGAAGACAGCGAGCUGUAUGAAUUGGAUUAUUGCCUCAAAGGGCUGAAGCUGCCGUCCCGGACCUGGUCUCCGCCGUUUGAGUCUGAGGGCUCCCAGAAGCACAAUCAGACCGAGUACGAGGAGGCUGCCGGGGAGUGCUGCUCCUGCCCGAAGACUGACUCUCAGAUCCUGAAGGAGCUGGAGGAAUCCUCGUUCCGGAAGACGUUUGAGGAUUACCUGCAUAAUGUGGUUUUCAUCCCCAGAAAAUCCUCUUCAGGCCCUGGCGCGGAGGACACCAGGCCGUCGCGGAGACGCAGGGCCCUGGCUGACAUGGGGAAUGGCACAGCGGCCGUGCCCACGCUCCCGGGGUUCCCCAACGCCUCCUCCACCAGCACACCCACCAGCUCGGAGGAGCACAGACCCUUCGAGAAAGUGGUGAGCAAAGAGUCACUGGUCAUCUCGGGGCUGCGUCACUUUACCGGCUACCGCAUCGAGCUGCAGGCUUGCAACCAAGAUGCCCCCGAGGAGAGGUGCAGCGUGGCCGCCUACGUCAGCGCCAGGACCAUGCCCGAAGCCAAGGCCGAUGAUAUUGUAGGCCCCGUGACCCACGAAAUCUUCGAGAACAACGUCGUCCACCUGAUGUGGCAGGAGCCCAAGGAACCCAACGGCCUGAUCGUGCUCUAUGAAGUGAGUUACCGCCGGUACGGCGAUGAGGAGCUGCACCUCUGCGUCUCUCGAAGGCAUUUCGCCCUGGAGCGGGGCUGCAGGCUGCGCGGGCUGCCGCCCGGGAAUUACAGCGUGCGAGUUCGGGCCACCUCCCUGGCGGGCAACGGCUCCUGGACAGAAGCCACUUAUUUCUAUGUGACAGAUUAUUACGUCCCAUCAAAUAUUGCGAAGAUUAUCAUCGGCCCCCUCAUCUUUGUAUUUCUCUUCAGUGUUGUGAUUGGGAGUAUUUAUCUGUUCCUGAGAAAGAGGCAGCCGGAUGGGCCACUGGGACCACUGUAUGCUUCUUCAAACCCCGAGUACCUCAGUGCCAGCGAUGUGUUCCCGUGUUCUGUGUACGUGCCGGACGAGUGGGAGGUGCCCCGGGAGAAGAUCGCGCUGCUGCGAGAGCUCGGGCAGGGCUCCUUCGGCAUGGUGUACGAGGGCAACGCCAGGGACAUCGUCAAGGGCGAGGCGGAGACCCGCGUGGCGGUGAAGACGGUCAACGAGUCGGCCAGCCUGCGAGAGCGGAUCGAGUUUCUCAACGAGGCCUCGGUCAUGAAGGGCUUCACCUGCCACCACGUGGUCCGCCUCCUGGGGGUGGUGUCCAAAGGCCAACCGACACUGGUGGUCAUGGAGUUGAUGGCUCAUGGAGACUUAAAGAGCUACCUCCGUUCCCUGCGGCCGGAGGCCGAGAAUAACCCUGGUCGCCCUCCCCCUACGCUGCAAGAGAUGAUUCAGAUGGCGGCGGAGAUUGCCGACGGGAUGGCAUACCUGAACGCCAAGAAGUUCGUGCACCGGGACCUUGCAGCUCGAAACUGCAUGGUUGCUCACGAUUUUACCGUCAAAAUCGGAGACUUUGGAAUGACCAGAGACAUCUACGAAACGGACUACUACCGGAAAGGCGGCAAGGGCCUGCUCCCCGUGCGGUGGAUGGCACCCGAAUCCCUGAAGGACGGGGUCUUCACCACUUCUUCCGACAUGUGGUCCUUCGGCGUGGUCCUCUGGGAAAUUACCAGCUUGGCAGAACAGCCUUACCAAGGCCUAUCGAAUGAGCAGGUGUUGAAAUUCGUCAUGGAUGGAGGGUAUCUGGAUCAACCCGACAACUGUCCAGACAGAGUCACCAACCUGAUGCGCAUGUGCUGGCAGUUCAACCCCAAGAUGCGGCCGACCUUCCUGGAGAUCGUCGACCUGCUCAAGGACGACCUGCACCCCAGCUUUCCCGAAGUUUCCUUCUUCCACAGCGAGGAGAACAAGGCGCCGGAGAGCGAGGAGCUGGACAUGGAGUUUGAGGACAUGGAGAGCGUCCCGCUGGACCGGUCGGCACACUCGCAGCGGGAGGAGGCCGGGGGCCGGGACGCGGGGUCGGCGCUGGGGCUGAAGCGGGGCUACGAGGAGCACAUCCCCUACACCCACAUGAACGGGGGCAAGAGGAACGGCCGCAUUCUGACCCUGCCGCGGUCCGACCCUUCCUAACGGCCCCUGCGGGGCGCAGGGUUCCCGGCUUCACCUCCUUCCGGUUUGAAGGCCUGCAGAAAACUCAGGACUUGCACACGACUCUGCCACAGUGUCAAACGGAGCUCGGAGAUCAUGGCGAUCCAUUUCUGUUCAUCUGAUGACUUCAAAACACAUCGGUUCCAUUGCCAACUUGACUCGUCUGAGAAGUUAACUGUGAACAUAGAGGGGAAAGGUUUCCACCGCUGCUGUCCCUUCGGGCCACUGCGGUUUCAAGCCAAGAUGCUACUUUUUCGGUAGAUUGAAAGAAAGCACCCGUUUUUACUUUUUUUUUUUUUUUUUUUUUUUUUUUGCUGGUGUCUGAGCUACAGUAUAAAACAUAACACUUGUUUGUGGAACAAAAGUUUGAAAGAAAGAAAGAAAACCCUGUCCAAGUAGAAUUCCAAGCUUUGUCGAGUGGGCUUCGAGAAAGUUGUUCUCAUCCAGGCUGAAGGAUUUUUUUUUCCUUCACAAAAAUCAGUUCCUCAAAUUGACCAAUAGCUGCUGCUUUUGUACUUUCGAUAAGGACCUGCAGUCCGGGUGUGUGGCGCACGUGUGUGCUUGGGCGUGUGUGUGCGGGUGUGUCCAGGUUAGGCGCAGCUGGCGUGUGUGUGUGGAGUGUGUGCGCACGCCAAUCAUUUGGGCUGAGUUGUCGCUUUGGGGAUCGGCUCAUGAAGGUUCUGCUUUUCAAGUACGUGAGCCCUUGGUCCCCCGCCUCCUUCCUCCUUCUUUACUGGGAGACUGUGCCCUCAACAGGUUCUUCUUUUGUCCCAAGUCUAGCCUCAGGAGUCUUCUCUCCCUUAACUUUGGUGAAAAACGUUUUCCGGGAGCCGAGGGAGUCCUUUGGAGUGAUAAUGGAUCUUUACAAGACCAAAACAAAGCCAGGACAUUU
Molecule: messenger RNA, 5573 nt
Organism: Vicugna pacos (alpaca)
Lineage: Eukaryota; Metazoa; Chordata; Mammalia; Artiodactyla; Camelidae
Gene: INSR
Product: insulin receptor
Biological process (GO): positive regulation of kinase activity; positive regulation of phosphatidylinositol 3-kinase/protein kinase B signal transduction; multicellular organism development
Cellular component (GO): axon; plasma membrane; insulin receptor complex
Molecular function (GO): ATP binding; insulin receptor substrate binding; insulin receptor activity
Source: RefSeq, a predicted model, not a curated record